Gossypium raimondii (Peruvian cotton) is the source of this 1406-nucleotide messenger RNA. Its product is annotated as protein REVEILLE 5. Lineage: Eukaryota; Viridiplantae; Streptophyta; Magnoliopsida; Malvales; Malvaceae. Gene Ontology annotation, molecular function: DNA binding. The record is from RefSeq and is a predicted model, not a curated record.
GCAAAACCGAAGCCUUAAGCUUAUGGUGUCCGUGAGCCCCAACCCGGCUCCUGGGUUUUACUUUUUCGAUCCCAUGAAUAUGGGUCUUCCUGGUCUUAGUUCUCUGCCGCCUGCCAACGCGGUGGCGCCUCCUCCUCCUCCUACUGCCGGUUCGCCGUAUUUGGAGGAUCCGAGUAAGAAGAUCCGGAAGCCUUACACUAUUACCAAGUCCAGAGAAAGCUGGACUGAUCAGGAGCGCGAUAAGUUUCUCGAUGCUCUUCAAUUAUUUGAUCGUGAUUGGAAGAAGAUUGAAGCAUUUGUUGGGUCCAAGACAGUAAUCCAGAUCCGUAGCCAUGCACAAAAGUAUUUCCUAAAGGCUCAAAAAAAUGGGGCAACUGAACAUGUACCUCCCCCUCGGCCAAAAAGGAAAGCAGCUCAUCCGUACCCACAAAAAGCUCCCAAAAAUGCUGCUGUUGUACCCCAAGUAGUUGGACCGUUUCAAUCGUCAUCUGCCUUGCUUGAAUCUGGUUAUACCUACAGACCAGAUUCAUCAUCAGUGCUUGAAAAUCCAAUUGCUAAGGGAGCUUGGUCUUCCAGGAGUUACGACUCUGUCCCACCUGUCACUGUUUCUCAACGGACUAAAGAUGAUGCAACAUUUGCUGGACCAAAUAUUGCGCCCAACUGCUGUUACAGUAGUAGUAAGGAAAGCACUCCCAGAAUCUGGUCAUUUGGUAAAACAAUUGCCCAAGGGGAUCAUAGGAAGCAAUCUAGAGUUGUGCCAGAUUUUUCUCAGGUGUACACUUUCCUUGGCAGUGUCUUUGACCCCGGUGCAAGUGGGCACUUGCAGAUAUUGAAGCAGAUGGACCCAAUAAAUGUGGAAACAGUGGUGGUGUUGAUGAGAAAUCUUGCUACCAAUUUGAAAAGCCCAGAGUUUGAGGAUCAAAGAAGGUUGCUGUCAACGUAUGAUGCAGAGUCCAGAGAGGUUAAAUUUGGUAGCUCCUACAAUGUCAUUCACCAUCAUAAACCAGCUACUGCUGUUACAACAGCAUAAUAAGUUACUUGAAAGUUUUGGAACCAUCCUUUCUUUGUCAGCUGAUUGCUCGUUUGAAGGCAUGAGCACCAGGCUGCAAGAAAAACGGAUGCAGCCGGUUAACUUGCAAACAAGACGUAGAGGUCAGAUGUGCAUGUACAUAUGUACACAUGUAUGUAAUGUAUUUAUAUAUGUACGUAUGUACAUAUGUGAGGUGUAGUUAUGAUCUUUGGAGGACCUGGUAGCUUGUCAAAUAGACUGGAUUCUUUUUUUAUGCACUGUGUAUAUCAUACAAAAGUCGUUGGUUAGAGGCUAAUAUCAUGUAUAAAAAGAGCCGUUGAGUUUUCCACUGUAAAUAUUCUCAGGACUAAUAAAAUUAGGGUUUGCAUUACCGUCA